AUGGCAAUCAUUUUGGUUGCCGGCAUCCUUGGGGAUCUCCUGUCAGCGUCACCCUUCACGCCGUCACCAUCUGCAUCCUUCGACCGGUCGGCCAUUGUCGAUCUCGGAUACUCCCGCUACCAAGGCUUCGCACUAAGCAAUGGGGUCGAUGAGUACUUGGGCAUAAGAUACGCCAAGCCACCAUUGAACGAGCUACGAUUCCGAGGACCAGAAGAGCCGGAACAGACAGAAGAGGUCUUAGACGCGACCGCGUUCGGACCUGUCUGCGUCGGUGUGGGCCAGAGGACUAGCGAUUCAUUGGGAGAAGAUUGCUUGUUCGUCAACCUUUGGCGGCCAUCCAAUGCGACUACCGACUCCCAUCUCCCGGUGUGGGUGUUCAUCCAGGGGGAGGUGGUGAAGCAAUCCGGACAUGACAUUAUCUUCGUCAACUUCAACUAUCGUGUUGGAGCCCUCGGAUUCCUUGCGAGCGAGGAUGUUCGUCGAGAUGGGGACCUUAAUGUGGGUUUGCUGGACCAGCGCAAGGUGCUCACUUGGGUGCAGAAGCACAUCCGCGAAUUCGGUGGUGACCCUAACCAUGUGGUGAUUCACGGUGACUCGGCUGGAGCUGGCUCGGUCGCUCACCAUCUCACAGCAUACGACGGCCGAGAUAUGAACCUGUUCGUCGGCGCGGUGGCCGAAUCCCCCUUCUGGCCCACGCAGCGCACGGUCGCGGAGACCGAGUUCCAGUACCAGCGGUUUGCGCAGGAUGUUGGUUGCGGCGAUGCGGACAACAUCCUUGCCUGUCUGCGCUCGGUCGAUAUCACGACUAUUAUGAAGUAUGACGUCGAUAAGCCUUUCCCCGGUGGAAGUGACUCGCCGGCUCCAUUGUGGUAUUUCCUCCCCGUGGUGGACGGAAUCCUGAUCACCGAUCGCCUGUAUAGCUUGUUUGGGAACGGCAAGUUCAUCCGGGUGCCUCUGAUUGUUACCGAUGAUACCAACGAGGGCACGCCUUUUGGAUAUAACGCCAGCAGCCCCGCGGAGGUUGCACAGUUCAUGAAGAACAAUUAUCCGGGUCUCAGUGAUGAGGAGCUAGCUGAGAUCAACCAGGCGUAUCCCCUCACCGAUCCUCUUCCCCACCACGCUCCCUACUUCCCAUCCGCCGCCCAGGCAUACGGCGAGUCGACUUUCACCUGCCCUGGAAAUCAUAUGGCCGCCAUGAUGACUCGAUAUUUCUCCUCCUAUCGGGUGUGGAACUAUCGGUUCAAUGUGCGGGACCCGACGGAGAUCGCACGCGGUAUGGGAGUGCCUCAUGUAUUUGAGUUGCCGGCGGUUUUCGGGUUGGGAGAUACCAAUCAAGCAUCCGAAUCCUUCGCCAGCGUCAACGCCAAGAUCGUACCUGUUACGAUGAACUACUAUCUCAGCUUCGUCAAGGCCCUGGACCCGAAUGUGUAUAAGUACGCGGAUGCGCCCGUGUGGAAAACAUGGGGCAUUGGGUAUGGACAACGCUUAAAGAUCCAGACGGGCUCAACAGAAAUGGAACCUGUGCCUCCGGAGCAAAUGGACCGAUGUAUUAUGUGGAGGAAACUUUCCCGGUCCAUGGAGCAUUGA
This is a messenger RNA of Penicillium canariense, 1587 nucleotides long. Its product is annotated as putative carboxylesterase. Lineage: Eukaryota; Fungi; Ascomycota; Eurotiomycetes; Eurotiales; Aspergillaceae. Bases 1 to 1587 code for a protein of 528 amino acids. The transcript has 3 exons. The record is from RefSeq and is a predicted model, not a curated record. Gene Ontology annotation, molecular function: carboxylic ester hydrolase activity.